Molecule: messenger RNA, 2076 nt
Organism: Lolium perenne
Lineage: Eukaryota; Viridiplantae; Streptophyta; Magnoliopsida; Poales; Poaceae
Product: scarecrow-like protein 21
Source: RefSeq, a predicted model, not a curated record
CUGGUCUUCCUCGGGGUCAUCGUCGUCGUCCAGUCCACCUUCUUGUUUCUUCUUCUCCUCUUCGCCUUUCCUCCUCCGCCCGGCCCGGAGAGUGCUGGAUCAGAGGCUCCGAGGAAUCGCGCCGUUCGUGAAGCUGAUGUCACCAUCAUACUGAAGAUGUAUUGACAAAGAAGACAUAAGUGAUUCCAGUUAAUCGUGGGGUACAACUUCUCUUUGCAUUCCAACAAAUAGAUCACCUCAACAAGGUUGGAAAAUAUGUCAAUGCAGGCAUCUAACCGGUCAUACAGAUAUCCAGACAAUUCUCAAAUACCAUACUACAACAGUUCAAUGCACGUGGGGAGAAAUAGUACUUGCUAUGUGCAGCAAAAUCAUGUGGAUCUUCACUACAGGUCCUCUGAUGGUGGUUCGCAGAACAGCAAUUCCAAGGUCGAGAUGUUUCAACAACGGUACUGCACUCUGGAUUCUUCGUCAGCCAAUUGUGUUUAUCCUGUCCAUACCUCUACAUCUCCUCAGUGCCUAAGUAGGAGCCACAUUUCUCAGCAUGAUAGACACUCGGACCACUCACAUGAUUCCCCUGCAAGUGCUUCGUGCAUUACUGAGGUUCCAAGUUUGAAAUUUACAACACUUCAGGAGCUAGAAAAUGCAAUGUAUGGAUCCGAGUCAGACAUAGUUAGCUCCGAAAGCUCCCUAAUUGGCACCGCAUUAGACCAAAGUAACUGGAGAGAUCUUCUGGGAGUUAAUUCUGGAGACUUGAAGCAGGUAAUUGUAGCAUGUGGUAAGGCUGUUGAUGAGAAUCAUUGUCGUAAGGACUUACUGAUAUCAGAGUUAGAGAAGAUGGUUUCCGUCUCUGGAGAACCAAUGCAACGACUGGGAGCUUAUAUGUUGGAAGGCCUUGUUGCCAGGCGGUUGUCCACUGGACAUACCUUGUAUAAAUCUCUGAAGUGUAAGGAACCUCAACCUACGAAUUCAGAGCUUAUGUCCUACAUGCGCCUUCUCUAUGAUAUCUGUCCAUUCUUGAAAUUUGGUUACAUGUCUGCCAAUGGUGCUAUAGCCGAGGCUGUUAAGGGUGAGAACUUUAUUCACAUCAUCGAUUUCCAAAUCGCUCAAGGGAGCCAGUGGGAAACUAUGAUACAGGCCUUUGCUAUGAGGCCUGAUGGACCACCAUGCCUAAAAAUUACUGGUAUAGAUGACUCAGAUUCGGCUUAUGCCCGGGGGGGAGGACUGGAUAUAGUUGGACGGAGGUUAUGCAGCAUUGCUCAGUCAUGUCGUCUGCCCUUCGAGUUCAAUGCCGUACACGCAGCUAGUCAUGAGGUCACACUUGAACAUCUUGGUAUAAGAUACGGGGAGGCUAUUGCUGUCAACUUUGCUUAUCAGCUGCAUCAUACUCCUGAUGAGAGUGUCUGCACAGAAAACCACCGGGAUAGGAUAUUGAGAAUGGUUAAAAGCCUUUCUCCUAGGGUAGUUACUCUUGUAGAGCAGGAGGCAAACACAAACACUGCCCCAUUCUUCAGUAGAUACAUGGAGACCCUUGACUACUACAUAGCCAUGUUCGAGGCAAUAGAUGUUGCUUGCCAGAGGGAUGACAAGAAGCGGAUGAGCACUGAGCAGCACUGUGUUGCAAGAGAUAUUGUCAAUAUAGUUGCAUGUGAAGGUGCAGAAAGAGUGGAGAGGCAUGAGCCUUUUGGAAAGUGGCGGUCCAGGCUUGCAAUGGCUGGGUAUAGACCAUACCCACUAAGUGCAUUGGUGAACAAUACUAUCAGAGAUUUGUUAAGUGACAAUUACCACAUUAACUACAAUCUAGAGGAGAAAGAUGGUGUUCUUUAUCUUGGAUGGAAGAACAGAAAGCUGGUCGUAUCUUCUGCGUGGCGGUGACAUUUCUGAUCUAGGACGAAGCUUGUUAAGGUUCUUCCAUGACAUUGUGUUGGGCACGCAAAUCCAAGGUGAAACAUAAUCAGCAAGCAAAUGUGAGGUCCAGAAUCCGAAGGAGUGUUUGUUUGUGCCGACCUGUCAACCCUCCCAUGCUUCAUCCCCCUUCAGAUAGCAGAAAUACUCGUUGCGAAUCCAUCAAUCGUACAU